This is a messenger RNA of Bipolaris zeicola 26-R-13, 1272 nucleotides long. RefSeq lists its product as uncharacterized. Gene Ontology annotation, cellular component: cytoplasm. Gene Ontology annotation, molecular function: protein serine/threonine phosphatase activity. The transcript is spliced from 4 exons. Gene Ontology annotation, biological process: G1/S transition of mitotic cell cycle; peptidyl-serine dephosphorylation. Bases 1 to 1272 code for a protein of 423 amino acids. NCBI's taxonomy places the organism in Eukaryota, Fungi, Ascomycota, Dothideomycetes, Pleosporales, Pleosporaceae. The record is from RefSeq and is a predicted model, not a curated record.
AUGGGCAAAGAUCACGACGUCCCACAGCCAGGCCCUGCCCGCCUGGCAAAGGGCGCGGGCCCCGAUGAAUGGCUCGAGCAGGCCAAGCAAUGCAAGUACCUGCCCGAGGCCGACAUGAAGCGCCUCUGCGAGAUUGUCAAGGAGUGCCUGAUGGAAGAGUCAAACAUUCAGCCCGUCCGCACCCCCGUCACGGUAUGUGGUGAUAUCCACGGCCAAUUCUACGACCUUCUCGAGCUCUUCCGCGUCGCCGGCGGCAUGCCCAGCGACACGCCCACAGCGCCCCUCACCCAGCCAGUCACCAUCCCCAGCACAAUCAACCCGGCCGACCUCGAGCCCCCCACUAGCAUCACAGACCCAAAAGUAAAGCGCAAGAUGAAGCGCAGGUUCCAGCGCGACCCAAACUACACGGGCCCCGCCAGUCCCCCCGGCGGCGACGGCGACGAGGAUGCCGAUGACGACGACGAGGAAGAGCGCGGCCGCAGCCGGAGUGUCAACGACCGCCGCAGCUUUGGCUCCGCCUCGGACGCCGACUCGAGCAAGAACACCGUUGGCGGAAACGGCCAGCAAAACUUCAUCUUUCUCGGCGACUUUGUUGACCGUGGCUACUUUAGCCUCGAGACCUUUACCCUUCUCAUGUGCCUCAAGGCAAAAUUCCCAGAUCGCGUGACGCUAGUACGCGGAAACCACGAAUCCAGGCAAAUCACUCAAGUCUACGGCUUCUAUGAAGAGUGUCAGACCAAGUAUGGCAAUGCCUCGGUAUGGAAAGCUUGCUGUCAGGUCUUCGACUUCCUGGCCCUCGCUGCCAUUGUUGACGGCAAAGUCCUCUGCGUUCAUGGCGGACUGAGCCCAGAGAUUCGAACACUGGACCAGAUCCGUGUUGUCGCCCGCGCCCAAGAAAUCCCCCACGAGGGUGCCUUUUGCGAUCUUGUCUGGAGUGAUCCUGAAGAGGUGGACACAUGGGCAGUGUCGCCUCGAGGUGCGGGUUGGCUAUUUGGAGACAAGGUCUCUUCAGAGUUCAACCAUGUCAACGGCCUGCAGCUCAUUGCGCGAGCUCAUCAGCUAGUCAACGAAGGCUACAAAUACCACUUCAAGGACAAGGAUGUCGUAACGGUGUGGUCGGCGCCAAACUACUGUUACCGCUGCGGCAAUGUUGCCUCCAUUAUGAACCUUGGCGAAGACCUCAAGCCCGAGUUCCAAAUAUUCUCGGCCGUUCCCGAUCACAAGCGAGCCGUACCGGCAGGCCGUGGAGGCCGGGGCGAAUAUUUCUUGUAA